Emys orbicularis (European pond turtle) is the source of this 1596-nucleotide messenger RNA. It is a transcript of the gene ORC4, whose product is annotated as origin recognition complex subunit 4. Gene Ontology annotation, cellular component: nucleus; nuclear origin of replication recognition complex. The record is from RefSeq and is a predicted model, not a curated record. The coding region runs from base 116 to 1426 and encodes 436 amino acids. Gene Ontology annotation, biological process: DNA replication initiation; DNA replication. Lineage: Eukaryota; Metazoa; Chordata; Testudines; Emydidae. The transcript has 14 exons. Gene Ontology annotation, molecular function: ATP hydrolysis activity; ATP binding; DNA replication origin binding.
UGCCGGGAAGGUUUCUGAGGCGCUAGCGGGCGAAGAGGAGGGUUACUCCGUUGGAGUCCGUACCACGCGCUCAGGCGGAGGUGGGAGGGAGCCGAUCUGGAUGUGAAUUACUGCAAUGAGUAAACGUAAGUCAAAGGAGACGAACUCUGUAAAUGGAGACUGCAUCUCACAGGUACAAAGAAUUUUACGUGAAAGAUUUUGUCACCAGUGCCCUAAUGGAAAACUGUUUGGGGUUCAACUUCAGUACAAACAUCUACUGGAGCUGCUGAAACGAACUACUAUCCAUGGAGAAAGUAACUCUGCACUCAUUAUUGGACCCCGGGGAUCAGGAAAGACUAUGUUAUUAAAUCAUGUUUUAAAAGAGCUCAUGGAAGUAAAGCAAGUGAGGGAGAACCUCUUGCAAGUUCAUCUAAAUGGACUCUUACAGACAAAUGAUAAAAUAGCUCUCAAGGAGAUCACAAGACAGCUACAAAUGGAAAAUGUGGUUGGAGACAAAGUUUUUGGCAGUUUUGCUGAAAACCUUGCAUUUCUUCUUGACGCUUUAAAGAAAGGUGACCGAGAUAGCAGUUGUCCAGUGCUAUUUGUACUGGAUGAAUUUGACCUCUUUGUUCAUCACAAGAACCAGACAUUACUGUAUAACCUUUUUGAUAUAUCCCAGUCAGCACAGACUCCAGUAACGGUUAUUGGACUUACAUGCAGACAAGAUAUUUUGGAACUCCUGGAAAAGAGAGUGAAGUCAAGGUUCUCCCACCGACAGAUAUAUUUGAUGAAUUCAUUUGAUUUUAAACAAUAUCUUAGAAUAUUUAAAGAACAGUUAUAUCUACCUGCAGAGUUUCUAUACAAGCCUUUCAUACAGAAAUGGAAUAAGAAUGUUCAGUCUCUUUCAGAAGACAGAACAGUGCAAGAUGUGCUACAAAAUCAUUUCCACUGCAGCAAAGACCUGCGAUCACUUCACAUGCUAUUGAUGCUUGCUUUAAGUAGCAUAACAGUAUCUCACCCAUUUAUGACUGGAUCAGAUCUUCUUGAAGCAAGCAAAUUGUGCAGAAUGGACUCAAAAGCAAACAUUGUACAUGGUUUGUCUGUGCUGGAAAUCUGCCUAAUUAUAGCUAUGAAACAUUUAAAUGAUGUUUAUGAAGGAGAACCAUUUAAUUUUCAAAUGGUCUAUAAUGAAUUUCAGAAGUUCAUACAACGGAAAGCACAUUCGAUGUACAACUUUGAGAAACCUGUUGUUAUGAAGGCUUUUGAACACUUGAUACAACUAGAGUUAAUAAAACCAAUAGAAGGACUGCCUGUGCGUGCUCAGAGAGAAUACCUACUAAUGAAGCUACUUUUGGACAAUAAUCAAAUAAUGGAUGCUUUGCAGGUGUACCCAAACUGCCCAACAGAUGUGAAACAGUGGGCAACAUCCUCAUUGAGUUGGUUGUGAACUUUCUGAAGCUUAUAAAACCACAUUAAAGUGAAAUACAAUAAGUUGGUUUCAGCAUAAUUUCAGUGGAAUACUGAAUCAUUCACGUGAAGUUAGAGCAUGUUUUUUUUAAAUAUGGUGUACUUUUCUGAAGUGUUCUGAUACUGAAAAUAAACAUGAAUGUGAUUACA